AUGGCAGUAAUGCGUACUACUCAGUCUGCAGCCACUUUGCAUCGCAAUCUGGUUGCUGGUCGUCUACAUCGAAAUCGAGGUACAAUCCAUGUGCGUAAUCUGUGGUGGUGGGGAAGAAGAGACAGGUCUUCUCAGUCCUAUGUCGAUGAUAUGGAAGAGCGUCUUCGCAGGCAUCAUGCUCUCAUGAUGCACAGGUAUACCAAGGCAGUGAGGCGGAGGGCGCUCUGGGAGAGAGAUGGUAGCCCCAGAUACUACGGCUGGGGUCACCUCCGUUGUAGAAUGCGAGGCAUGUCCUCUACUGAGCCACUACGGGCCAAGGUUGAGGAACCGAAGUCGAAAGAUACAACCCCACCAGAUGCGUGGCAGGAAUACCAUAAGAACUUUGAGUCUUUCAAGAAAGCUGUUGAUCAAGCUAUCGAACGCGACCCAUAUGGCACUCUCUUUGGUCGGAGAUGGAGGGGCCCCGAUACUGGUAAUAAUUCUGCAUGGACAGCUUGGUCACGAAUCUUUGACCCAAGUCAAAUCAAGGAGGAACCUAAAGUAGAGUCUCAAACACAAUCACCUAACAGAGCGCCCGAGUCUGCAACUGUUAGGUCAGCGCCAAUAAAGGAGCAUUCAACAGCCACGGGAACACAACCAUCAGUAGAACAUUCGUCGUCCUCCAGCAAGACGACCACCACUAUCAGGUCGUCCCGGUCAAUUGUCUUUCAGAACAGUUCCUCUGCAACUACCGAGUACAUUUACGAUCCCAUCUCUGGUCGGAAAGUGCCACCGUCAAUCUCUGCGACUAUACCAAUGCAAUCGACCACUUCUACAUUCGAGACCCAAACCUCCACACCCCACAAAUCUACCACAAGCAGGAAUGAGCCAAUCGAGCCCAAGCAGACUAUAGCCAUAUCGACUCCAAAGACCUCCGCAUCAACCAUACAAGUUACCUCACUCCCGAAGAGCAACCAUACAUCAGAGCAAAAGCCACUUCAGUCCGAGAAGAGGAAGGUAGAACCAAAGGGAUUUCUGGAGACCAUGUUUGGGGAGCAUGGUGUCGAUAUCCCAGUCAAGACAUAUAAACCACACAAGGUUUAUGGUUAUACUGGAGACCCGAAGUCAUCCAGCAAAGCUGAAGAUUCUUCUGGACGUGGAAUCAAGGGCUCACCAGAAAAUUCAAGGAAACACGAGUACGAACAGUUGAGGCUGAGAACUCUCGGAAAUAACAUCGAUGCCACAAACUUCAGCUGUGAGCCAUGGAAUGCCAAAAAUGAGGACAAUUUGCCAGUCUACGGCGCUGCCAAGUCCCUACAGGUCGAAGAGCCCGUGACAAAGAAGGCUCGUACUGCGCCUGCGCCUGACGAGGACGCGCCUCUGUUCUCAGGAACCACGUACGAGACGAAGAAAGAUGAAAUUGCUGCCAGAACAGGCGAUUGGCUUGCAAAAGAAGGUUUCAGGACACGACAGGGAAUGACAAUUCCAUCACUUAGGACAGAGCAGUCACCUAAUACAGGCACAGCAUUACCUGCCGAGCGUAUGCAGCCAGCACUUGAUAGAGCUCAGCGCACAACAUCCACAGAAAUUCCAGUCAAGAAGUUUGGCACUAGGCUACAGCCUGCUGUGGACAGAGUCACUACCAGAUCUAGACUUGCCUCAACAUCAGAGAACAACGUUAUGCUGGCUCAAUCUCCCAAGGAAGCUGAAGUUCAAAAGCUAGAGAAGCAUGAAGAUAUUGACCUUCUUCGUGCAAGUGAUAUCAGAGCGGCCUCAAAGGUGGCUCGCAUGACCAAGCAAGAUAUGGAGGAGAAAAAGCGACAGGAUCGCAAGGACUUUGAGAAAGACUACGAAGCUCGAGGACGGACUGACCACUCUAUUGACGUAAGCGACAAGUCUCCGAGUCAGUCUGUUUAUGCCUCCAAUAUGAACAACGUUUGGAACCAUAUCAAGCAGCAUCCUACCGGGAUCGUUGCAAAGACAAUGCAGAAUUUGGGACUGACAGCAUCUGAUAAGAAAAUUGCCCAACCUGCUGUCAUACCUGCGGCCAGCCAGAAAGAAACGAGUCUGGUACCAAAUGUCUCGACAGCAACGAUCCAGGCGACAAGCACAUCUGAUAAGCAAUUGCAACGACUGGGAGCUGAAAUCAAGAGCAUAUAUGAACAGCACAAUGGCAAGAUUGACGACAGAGCUCUUUCUCUUGCUGAAGCACGUCCUGCAAAGCGUGCCAGUUUCGCGGAACCGACUGUAAAAGCGGGCGUUGUGCGAGACCUGGACAUGGAAAGACAUACUCAGACUUUCGAGCCUAAGUUGGCAGAUAUUGUGGACAAAGCUAAAGCUGUCAAGCGAGCGUUACAGGUUGUCGAGGUUGAGACUGAUCUGGUCCGGAAAAGUCGAACAGAUGCGGCAGCCGAGCAGCCACCAGCACGAGCAGAGUCAGCGAUGCCCCCCACUCACGAACAAGCACGUCCAGCAGCAGCUCUAGCAGAAGAUGCUGAGGUGGAUGAAACGUUCGAAGCACCUAUGAUUGUGCUCCGCCGAGAAGGCAGCAAAGUACAACUCGAACCAUAUCACGACACUUUUGUCACUGAGAAGCUAAAGAUCCACAACUUUACUAAAUUCCUAGCCUCUUUGCCUAAUCCUGGCUCAUUACUAGAGCAUUUCCCGAAGCUCGACAAGAUGGGCUACGAAUUAACUCAUGGCGAUGAAAGUGACCUGUUCUUCAAGAAACGAGGACUAAUCGAAAUAGCAAAACCUGAUCGUGCAAGCAUGAGGAAAAAUCUCGGACGCAAGAUUGCUGCUGAAGAAGCUGCAGCACAACCGAACUCUCCACCAACAGUGUCAAGAAGUGCAGCGAACGUGCUUGAUGAAAUCCCAUCAUCAAUCCCUUCGCCAGGCCCUGCACCAUCAACCGCACCUACAGCUGGUGUAUCACAACAACCAGCAACACCCUCGCAGCCAUCCGUUCAGCCCACAUCUGCGUCUAUACCACAACCCGAGGCCCAAGCAGAGUCUACAUCACAGCAACCACGCAAAAAGUCUCGCUCACCACGUGUAUCACGCCAGGAACAGGUCUUCUCUGGCCAGCAACGCCUCAAACCACAAACCACCAGCCUACCUGACCCCGAACACUUCCAGAAGCAAAACCCGAUCACAUCCUCAGCAAACUCAUACCAAUACCAGCAGGACAGUGAACCUCGUCUUUCCUGGUUCGCCAGAUUCAGGCGCUUCGUCAAGCGAACUAUCUUGACUGGACUGGCGUUUGGCGCGGGUGCCUACGGCAUAGGUGUCAUUGCUGAGGCGUUGCACGUGAAGGCACAGAUCGCACAGGGUGACACGGGUGGACCGAUGAAGCGGUUAGUGAUGGAUAGUGAGGCGAGGAAGCAGGGCGAGCGACAACGAGCAGGUAUUUUUAGCACAGAGAGCUCAAGGUAG
Messenger RNA from Lithohypha guttulata, 3414 nucleotides. RefSeq lists its product as uncharacterized. The record is from RefSeq and is a predicted model, not a curated record. NCBI's taxonomy places the organism in Eukaryota, Fungi, Ascomycota, Eurotiomycetes, Chaetothyriales, Trichomeriaceae. The transcript has a single exon. The coding region runs from base 1 to 3414 and encodes 1137 amino acids.